CAUAUAGAAUUAUGUAAAAAGCCGUAUUCGAUGAAAGUCGUAUGUACGGCUUGGAGGGAGAUCUUUCAUAUCUUUCGAGAUCCACCCUAUAAAAUGGGGUCAAAAAGUCAAAAUAAAUAAUUCGUUUUUAGCCCUUUAUAAAAAGAAAACUAAAACUAAUUCUUGAACCUCUUUCACGCCCAUGUCACGUUGAGGUACUGCAGAAGAAAAAACUACAAAAUUUGAUCCAAUUUAUCGUAAUCGAUUAGUUAACAUGUUGGUUAACCGUAUUCUGAAACAUGGAAAAAAAUCAUUGGCUUAUCAAAUUUUCUAUCGAGCCAUGAAAAAAAUUCAACAAAAGACAUAAACAAGUUUGUGAUUUUUUGUUCUAUUAUUACAAAUUAUCUUUUUACCACAUGUAAGUUGCAAUAUAAUUUCCAAUGAUUAAGUUAUUCACUUCUCGAUCCACCAACUUUUUAAAGAUCCCACAAGCUUCGCCAACAAGACUCGGAAAUCCCACCGGUUGACUUGACCCGCCAAUCCUAUAAACUGACAGCUCAUCCCACUCCUCUCCGAAAGAGACUUCGACAGCGUCAUGGAUUCAGUAAUCUCCAAGAAAAUCCUCCUCCCUGUUUCCGUCCUCUUACUUUUCCUCUCCUGCCACGUCUACUUUCCUUCCGUCGAUAGGAAGGCCUUGUUCUUCUUCUGCAACGUGAUCUUGCUCUUCAUCACGACACACAGCAUUGUGGAAGUCGAUGAAACAGCAAAGACCCAUGCAAGUCCCAAUUACAGCCAGAUGGAAGCCAUCGAAAUCGAACCAUGUCUUGUCGAGGAGACUGCUGCUGUCGCAACGACUGCAGCAGACUGCUCCAUAAAUCGAACUGAACCAGAGCAAGUGGCUCAGUUGGAAAAACCAGAAUCCGGUGACGCUGGGUCACCCUGUGAUGCCUCAGUAGAAGACGGAGAGGACGACGACGAAAGCAUGAUAUUUAAGAUUAGUGACCACGAGGGAGAAGUGGAAGAGGACCAGCAGAGAGAUGAGCUGCAGGAAAAGAUUGAGGCGUUUAUAGAGCAAGUGAAGAGACAGAGGAGGAUGGAAGUUCUUCAACACAAUGUGAAGGAGGUUUUCAUGAGAUAAGAAUGAAAACGGAAAACAUGUUCAAUAGUUUUCUGUUGCCUUCUCUUUUUCAGAGCUAAAUAAAUUUUGAAUGAGAAAAAGAUGAUAG
Molecule: messenger RNA, 1205 nt
Organism: Zingiber officinale
Lineage: Eukaryota; Viridiplantae; Streptophyta; Magnoliopsida; Zingiberales; Zingiberaceae
Exons: 1
Coding region: 575-1117 (180 amino acids)
Source: RefSeq, a predicted model, not a curated record